Prionailurus viverrinus (fishing cat) is the source of this 1083-nucleotide messenger RNA. It is a transcript of the gene GPRC5D, whose product is annotated as G protein-coupled receptor class C group 5 member D. The transcript has 3 exons. Gene Ontology annotation, biological process: G protein-coupled receptor signaling pathway; visual perception. The coding region runs from base 40 to 1083 and encodes 347 amino acids. NCBI's taxonomy places the organism in Eukaryota, Metazoa, Chordata, Mammalia, Carnivora, Felidae. Gene Ontology annotation, molecular function: sevenless binding; protein kinase activator activity; G protein-coupled receptor activity. The record is from RefSeq and is a predicted model, not a curated record. Gene Ontology annotation, cellular component: intracellular membrane-bounded organelle; signaling receptor complex; extracellular exosome.
ACAGAAGUCCAUUCUCGUGAGGUCCACCUACAAGUCACCAUGUAUGAGGACUGCGUCAAGUCCACUGAGGACUAUUAUUUCCUCUGUGACAACGAGGGGCCAUGGAGCACUGUUCUAGAGUCCCUGGCAAUAAUUGGCAUAGUAGUUACGAUUAUCCUACUCUUGGCGUUUCUCUUCCUCAUGCGAAGGGUUCAAGACUGCAGCCAGUGGAAUGUCCUUCCCACUCAGUUCCUCUUCCUCCUGGGUGUGUUGGGACUCUUUAGCCUCACGUUUGCCUUCAUCACUCAGUUCAAUCAGCAAACUGCCCCUGUACGCUACUUUCUCUUUGGGGUUCUCUUUGCUCUCUGUUUCUCAUGCCUCUUGGCUCAUGCCUCCAACCUGGUGAAGCUGGUCCGGGGCAGAGUCUCCUUCUCUUGGACAACAAUUCUGUGCAUUGCUAUUGGUGUCAGCUUGCUGCAGAUAAUCAUUGCCACUGAGUAUGUGACUCUCAUGAUGACCAGGGGUAUGAUGUUCAUGCAUAUGACACCCUGUCAGCUCAACAUGGACUUUGUUGUGCUCCUGGUCUAUGUCCUCUUCCUGAUGGCCCUCACAUUCUUCGUCUCCAAAGCCACUUUCUGUGGCCCAUGUGAGAACUGGAAGCAACAUGGAAGGCUCAUCUUCGUCACUGUGCUCAUCUCCAUCAUUAUCUGGGUAGUGUGGAUCUCCAUGCUCCUGAGAGGCAACCCACAGUUCCAGCGGCAGCCCCAGUGGGAUGACCCUGUCAUCUGUAUUGCCCUGGUCACCAAUGCAUGGGUCUUCCUGCUGCUGUACAUCAUACCUGAGCUCUGCAUUCUCUACAGAUCGAGCAAGCAGACUUGCCCUUUACCAGGCAAUGCCUGCCCAGCCCCAGCCUACCAAUGCAGCUUCAGAGUGGAGAACCAGGAACUCUCACGAGCCCGAGACAGUGAUGGAGCUGAGGAGGAUGUAGCAUUAACUUCAUAUGGUACCCCCAUUCAGCUGCAGACUGUUGAUCCCGUACAAGAGUGUUUCAUCCCACUGCCUAAACCAAUCUCCCAGGAAGAUGCAGAAAUACAAAGUCCAUAG